AUGGGUAAUAGCUGUUGCUGCAUUCAAGUUAAUCAGUCCACGGUGGCUGUCAAGGAGAGAUUUGGAAAAUUCGAUGAGGUACUACAACCCGGGUGCCACUUCGUUCCUCGUAUUCUUGGGUAUAAGAUUGCUGGUAGUCUCUCACUCCGACUGCAUCAGUUGGAUGUGAAAUGCGAGACGAAGACCAAGGGCAAUGUGUUUGUUACUGUUAUUGCAUCUGUGCAAUACAGAGUCGUUGCAGACAAACCAGAAGAUGCAUUUUACAAACUCAGCAACCCGAUAAAUCAGAUUCAGGCCUAUGUGAUUGGUGCGAUCGUAGCUAGCAUUGGAAAGCUGGACUUGGAUGAGGCUUUUGAGAAAAUGAAUGAAAUUUCCAAAGCUGUUGAAGAUGAACUCGCACAGGUUAUGUUGGCCUAUGGAUGUGAGAUUGUAAAAACGUUGAUCAUCAACAUUAUACCGGAUGAGCGUGCUAAGCAAGCUAUCAGUGAAUUGAAUGCUGAAAUUAGACUUUAUUUGGUGCUUAAAAUCUACUUCAAAGUAUAUUUUGAUCUGAGAUCAUAUUUGAGUUUACUGAAAGUUCUAUUUUUGUUUUGGACCGCGGUUGCAGCAAACCUUUCUGGGAUGGGUACUGCAAGUCAGCGUCAAGCCGUCGUGGAUGCUUUAAGAAAUGGCGUGAUUGGCUUCUCCGAGAGCGCCCCAGGAACAACAGUAAAGGACGUCAUGGACAUGGCUCUCACAACUCAGUACCUGGACUCCAUCAAGGAAAUAGGUGCAAAAUCGAAAUCUUCUGUCAUACUCAUUCCCCACGGUCCUGGUGGAAUUCGUGAUGUGGGCACCCAGAUCCGUGAUGGUCUUGUUCGAGCUUCAACAAGCCAGUGAUUGUUUCUUAGCGUUCAAACUAGACUUAGUAUGUCUUUUAUUGCUUCAUCACUCGUGAGGAAGAAAUUUUUCCUCUGAAGAGUCUUAACAUAGUGGUUUAUAGUGUG
Molecule: messenger RNA, 986 nt
Organism: Rhodamnia argentea
Lineage: Eukaryota; Viridiplantae; Streptophyta; Magnoliopsida; Myrtales; Myrtaceae
Product: hypersensitive-induced reaction 1 protein-like
Exons: 5
Coding region: 1-879 (292 amino acids)
Source: RefSeq, a predicted model, not a curated record